Molecule: messenger RNA, 5039 nt
Organism: Chara braunii
Lineage: Eukaryota; Viridiplantae; Streptophyta; Charophyceae; Charales; Characeae
Source: the annotation of a GenBank genome assembly
GGGUUGAGCAUAUGGCCGGCCGUCCGCUUUAGACUGCUCUCUCUCGCGCGCCAGCACUUCGCGAGGUCCGGUUGUUCGGGACCCGCGACGGCGUCGCGUUCCCGCCACCUUUCUUUCCCAUCCCUCUCUCGCCGUACGCCGACGACGACGCCAUCGCCGAAGUGCUUACCCGCUUAAUCCCUUUUUCUGUCUGUCUUUCUCUUUCUUCUCACCCCUUGGACUCGAAGAAUUGGGGACGCGUCGGCUGCGAAACAGAGGGCAGCGCAACGCUUGAGAUCGCGACCAUCUGCAGAGCUCUGUGUUGCGGCGAUAGUUGUGUGCUGAAGGGGGCGGUGAGCGAAGGCACGGGGUGUUUCGGAAAAGGAGAAAGAAAAGGGGAAGGAGAAGGAGAAGGAGAAGGAGGGAAAGGAGUUGAGUGUCAAGGCACGUGGCGAUUGGAAAAAGAAGGAAAGAAAGGGAAAGGAGAAGGAGAGAGAGAGGAGUUGAGUUGGGUAUUCCGUUGAAGUACGGCGGGUGUCUGAGGGAAAAGGUAAGCAGCCAUGGAGUCGCGAUUCUGGGGAGCGAGUGACAGCGAGAAUGACGAGGAUGAGAUCUCGUCGGAGGAGGAGCCGGGGACGCCGAAGCUAGUAGACAGAACUAGCGGGGGCAACUACUUGAUCAGCGCCGGCGGCCAGGCGAGCGACGAUGAAUCGGAUGAUGACGUACAGAAGGGGCCUGUUCUCAGCGCCAAGGAAAAGCGGUUCGAAGAGAUGCUACAGACUGUGGAGCAGAUGAAGAACCAGAUGAAGAUCAACGAUUGGGUGUCUCUCCUGAACAGCUUCGAGAAAAUCAACAAGCAACUGGAUAAGGUGAUCCGAGUGACGGAAUCGGAAGCCGUGCCUCGGUUGUACAUCAAGGCGUUGAUUAUGCUGGAGGACUUCUUGGCGCUGACUCUUGCGAACAAGGAGGCCAAGAAGAAGAUGAGCGCCAGUAAUGCCAAGGCAUUGAACUACAUGAAACAGAAGCUGAAGAAGAACAACAAGCUGUACGAGGUGGAGAUCGAGAAAGUGAGAGCGAAUCCUGAGUCUGAGGAGGAGAAACCGGACGUUCCAACAGACGAGGAGUCGGAUGGUGGUUCGUUCAGCGAUGGUGCACCCUCGAUAGUGCCGAACGGCAGCGAGGAGCCGCAGGAGAUUGACUCUGAGGGAGAGUGGGAAAUCAAUAGGAAGAAGUGGGAAUUCAACAAAGACCCUAGCGAGAUUACAUGGGAGAUGGUGGACAAGAAACUCAAGGAGGUUAUUGGCGCUAGGGGUCGGAAAGGCACUGACAGGUCGGAGCAGGUGGAGCAACUGACAUACCUAACGCGCGUGGCUAAGACGCCAGCGCAGAAGCUAGAGGUGAUGGUGCACCUGGUGUCUGCGCAGUUCGACGUCAAUCCCAGCUUGAACACUCACAUGCCGGUGGCGGUGUGGAAGAAAUGCGUGGCGAACCAGCUGGUGCUGCUGGACAUUCUGAAGGGUUGGCCUAACCUGAUUCUCGAUGAAGCGGCGGAGCCGGAGCUGGAGCCGGACGAUGGAGGGCGGGGGACGGCGGAGACGGAAGGGGAGAUCCGCGUGUGGGGGAACGUCGUGGCUUUCCUCGAGAGGACGGACGAUGAGCUCUUCAAGAGCUUGCAAUGCAUUGAUCCUCAUACGAAGGAGUACGUGGAGAGGUUGCGCGACGAGCCGAUGUUCAUGGCGCUGGCGCAGGGCGUGCAGGAGUACGCGGAGAGAGUGGACGACAUGAGGGCGGCGUCGCGCGUCGCUCUGCGCAGGGUCGAACACGUUUACUACAAGCCCCAGGAAGUGUACCAGGCAAUGCGAACGUUAUCGGACCAGUUGGCACAGGCGGAGGAGGAGGCGAAGGCGGCGGCGGCGGCGGCGGCCGAGGCAGCGGGAGAGGCAGACGACGAUGGCGCGCUCACGGAGGAGGAGAGGAGGGAGCGUGCGGCCAAACUCAGACGCGAACCUCCGGCUUUCGUGGACACGCCGCCUCUAGUCGCCAGGUACGCGACUUUCCCCUCCAGCAGCCGCUCUCUCAUGAACUCCCUCGCGGCCGUCAUCUAUAACCACGGCGACGAGAGGACGAAAGCGAGGGCUAUGCUUUGUGAUAUCUACCACCACUCUAUUCAUGAGGAAUUUCACAUCGCCAGAGAUUUGCUCUUGAUGAGUCACCUUCAGGAUAACAUCCAAAACAUGGACAUCCCCACGCAAAUCCUCUUCAACAGGGCGAUGGCCCAGCUAGGGUUGUGCGCGUUCCGUGCUGGACUGGUGAUCGAGUCCCACGGUUGUCUUUCUGAACUGUACGCCGGCGGUAGGGUUAAGGAGUUGCUCGCGCAAGGCUUCGCCCAGAGCCGCUAUCAUGAGAAGAAUCCGGAACAAGAGAAGCUUGAGAGGAGAAGGCAGAUGCCAUUCCAUAUGCACAUCAACUUAGACUUGCUGGAAAGUGUCCAUCUGAUUUGCGCGAUGCUGCUGGAGGUGCCGAAUAUGGCGGCAAAUGCGCAUGACCUAAAGCGCAAGCUGAUAAGUAAGACUUUCCGCCGGUUGCUGGAUAACUACGAACGGCAGACGUUCACGGGGCCGCCGGAAAACGUGCGGGACCACCUGAUGGCGGCGACAAGGGCGCUGAGCAAGGGGAACUGGGAGAAGGCGUACGAGGUGAUAGAGUCGCUGGACGUGUGGAGACUGGUGACGACAAAGGACGGCGUGUUGGAGAUGCUGAAGGGGAAGAUUCAAGAAGAAGGGUUGAGGACCUAUCUCUUUGCGUACAGCUCUCAGUAUGAGUCCCUCAGCCUCGAUCAGCUGAUAGCCAUGUUUCAGUUGCGCGAGGCGGUGGUGCACAGUAUCGUGAGCAAAAUGAUGAUCGGGGAGGAGCUUCACGCCAGCUGGGACCAGCCGACGCGGUGCGUCGUCAUGCAUAAUGUGGAGCCGACGAGGCUUCAGCAUCUAGCGACGCAAUUCGCCGAGAGGCUGACGGUGUUUGUCGAGAGUAACGAGAGGGCCUGGGAGGCGCGGACCGGUGGAACGGUCUCGUUCGGUGACAUGGAGGGAGGAGGCGGAGGACGGAGAGGUCAAGACCGCCGGGGUAACCAGGAACGCUUUGAGUCCUAUGCAGGGACUGCUGGGGGUGGUGGCAUGGGUGGGCGGCGCGAUUUCGGCAGUGGAAGGCUUGGAGGUGGUGGGUAUGGUGGGGGGGGUCGCGGCGGUGGCGGCUUCGGUGGGUCCAGAUUAGGUUCGGGAAGAGGUAUGGGUGGCGCUGGCGGGUAUCGUGACCCCAGACAGGGUGGUGCUGGUAAUGCCUCGUACGGACAACGGCAGCGCUAUCAGGAUGCCUAUGGGUCCUUCGCUCGAACGGCCUUCCAAAGUGGCAGCGCGGCGAGCAGCCGUGUCACCCCAUCUCCCAACACUACCGAAGCAGCUGGACGUAUGGUGAGCUUGAAUUAUGGCGGCGGGUACGCAAGGGCAGGUGGUCGUUAUUAAGUCACUGUAAUCGACUGUAAUCGUGCGUCGUCAUCCGUAACCAAGAGUGCACUGUAAAGGAGCGAAAACUAGAACAGGAGCGAGCUCGUCUACGGGUCAUCCAGCCUCUGCAGAAGCUCGAUCACGAGUUGACCUAUUUUCCCUUGUAGUGGCUUUGUGUUUGCGUGCCUGCGUGUGUGGUCGUGCCUGCGUUCGUGCGUGCGUGUGUGUGCAUGUGCGCUCCCGCACGUUUGUUUGGUUUUCAAAGUAGCGGGGGGAGAGAGACACAGAGAGAGAGAGAGAGAGAGRGGGGGGGGGGGGGGGGGGGGGGGGGGGGGGGGGGGACGGGGAAGGAAGGGAUCGGGAAAGAGAGUUGAGUGCUAGGAGGGAGAGGAGGAAGAAGUGCGGUGCUCUGAGCUUGGAACGGGGGUGAUAGGAGCGCUUCGUCUUUCACGGCGAACGCAGAGGUGGGGGGCUCGUGGUAGGGGAGGGGAAGAGAAGAGAACGGAGUUGGACAGAGAAAAAAGGGGUGAGGGAAGGGGGAGCGUGUGCGGAUUGAGUUCGUAGAUUAAUGCCGGUAAGUUUACCGUACAUUCUCGCGACAAACAGCAACAGAGCGGGGUUUCAGUUUGGGUAAGCUAAACUUGAGUCAGAAGAAUUUGAGAGUAGUAGCAGAGAAGAAGAGAGGGUUGUAUUGACCUCGUCGGCUUCCAGUUUGUGGUGGAUUGCGUUAUUAGGGCUGUUUUUCUUUCUCUCCCCCCGAUGGAUGGUGAAGAGGAUUGCGGUAUGUGGGGCAGAAUAAGGUUGAGGGCGGAGGGGAAGAAGAGGUUUUGUUCCACAGCAGCGGAGAGGCUCCGGGAUCUUUCUGAGAAGUCUCCUUCUCCGGAGUUCCUGCUGUUUCUUAUGCCUCCUAUACACGUUUUGUUUCCAAUUCGUUUGAAAGAUAGUUUUUUCUGGCUUUCGCCUGAUCCAUGCUCAAAUUUCCCCCCCCAUCUCCCUUUUACCUUGGUUUUCGCCUACGUUUCACUUUCUCCUUCUCCUCCCGCGUCUCGUGUUUUUGUCAUUUCAUUUGUGAGUGCUUGUGUUCUUUGAGCAGAACAAAAGCAGCAGAAGAGAGAGUUGAAGCUUGUGCACAUGUGCAGUUUGUUUGGCUUGUUUGUUGCAGCUACCUUCGUAUAGAUGAGGUAUAAAGCAGAGUGGGAGGAAAUGGAUGGCUUAUGACACUUUGGGCUGCGCUACCUGAGCGGCCAACUGCCCAGCCUUGCUGAACGAAGCCAUAUGACACUUUUGGACUGCCCUACCUGACCGGCCACUGCCCAGUCCCCCGUACUUCUGGCAGGAGGCAAAACUUCUGUCUUCACCAUAGUUGCCUCACAUACAACCAUAAUGAUCUGGUGUUCUUCUCAGGCGAAGAUGGCAGACAUUGUGGCAGAACUGAAGGCCACUGAAUGUAAGUGCUUGUCCGUGAUGAUAAUAAUGAUGAUGAUCGCUUACGCUGGGGAAGUCUGCUGCACUUGAUGGCUAUGUGAGAUCUGCAACUAGCUCGAACUGUGCAAAACUGUA